UGACGCUGGUCUGAGGGAAAAAAUGGCUGCUUCGGCGGCAACAGCGAGUUCUUCCCCGGGUUUGUGUCCAAAUUACGCCGUGAUUUGCUCGUUUCUGGAGCGGUACGGAGGCUUGCUGGACUUACCGGAGCUCACUUUCCCUCAGCUGGAGAGAUACCUGCAGGACACAUCAUCAGUUCCAAAGCUGCUGGUUGAUCUUCACGUCAAGCUGCUGAGGAAGAUUGGCAAGUCGGUGACUGCAGACAGAUGGGAGAAGUACCUGGCCAAGAUAUGUCAGGAGGUCAACACAACCUGGGCGUGGGAGCUCGAGGAGAAGGGAUACAAAGAGCUGACCAUGGAGUGCAAGACGGGGAUACUUAAAUAUUUGUGUGAGUGUCAGUUUGAUGACAACGUGAAGUUCAAAACCGCCAUCAAUGACGAGGACCCCGAUAAAAUGCGCCUUCAGCCAAUUGGCCGGGACAAGGACGGGCAGAUGUACUGGUUCCAGCUGGACCAAGACGACAACGUGAGGGUUUACGUGGAGGAGCAGGACGACCUGGACGGGGCGUCGUGGAAGUGCAUCGUCAGAAAUAGAAAUGAUUUGGCUGAAGUCGUUGCCUUGCUGAAGACACACAUUGAUCCCGAGCUGCUGAAAAGAGACGAGGAGCAGAAAAACAAACUUAAAGCUGAAGAAGAUGGAGAAAAAACAGAAAGUAAAGAGGACGUCAAAAAGGCAGAGGACACGUCUGAUGAAGGGAAGGACUCGGGCGAGGCUGUUUGUCCAGAAAAAGACGAAGCAACUCAAAAGGACAAACUGAAGUCAGAAAGCCCCGACACCAAAGUGUCGCUGAACGGCGUCGUUGAAGGCAAACCUGAGGCGGAACUUGACUCGGAAAACGUCGGCGCCAAAGCUCAGAACAUCAAAAAGGAGCCAGCGGAGAUGGCGUACAUCAAACCGGCACUCAGCGACCUGGCUUCGUCCCACGAGACGAGCGUUUCCAUCAAGGCCGAAAAGGGAGAAGAGGCCGCAAAGAACCGUUCAGAGGAGAUCCAACAGGCCAUGAAAAACGACCAGCAGGCCAAAGUCCCCUUGAAAAAACGAGGGAAGAAGUUUAGCGAGGACUUUGAAAAAAACAGGUCCAUAACUCCACAAAUUCCAUCACUUCCUAUCCCGAAGGAGGCUUCUGAGAUCGAAACAACUCCCGAACAAUCACAGAAAAUCCAGAGAGUAAACGAUCAAGUUAAUGGUGAAGUUCAGCCUCCCUCAGAGCGAGAGCCGCUGAAAGAAUCUGCUGCUGACAAAGAGCAGACGGAUAAAUCCACAGUGAACGCUCUCCCAGCCGCGGACAAAGAUGGACUGCAAGACAAGGAUGAGGCGUAUCGGGUAGAGAUUAUAAAGGAAGCCAAAUUACAGCAAAGUGACUCAAAAACAGCAGAAAAUGUGUUAGACGAGACAGAAACGGAAAAGAGAGACGCUCACAAAAAAUCACAACCAUCAAAAGAUACGAUAGCUGUGUGUAAGGACUUAAAUAAUGGAGUAGAGAUGCCGUCUAAUCAGGAAAAUCUUGAGAAAAUGAAAGACUCCAAAUCAGCAGACGAAGUCUCGUCUACAGAGAACAAGUCAAACUUUUUAAAAGAAGGCGACAAGUUGGACAACUCAAAGUCAAAUCAUGAAAUCAAAUCCAAAGAAGCUGAGUCAGCGGGAAACUCUGACACACACGAAUCUAACCGGACUGAGGGAUCAACUGAAACUGUUGCAUCUGAAAGUAACGCUGACAAAUCAGAUCCGUCUGCACUGGAAGAGAAAUCAGAGUCCGUUAGAACUGAGACCCGGUCUGCAGACAAAGAUCCUCCAGAGAAACCCGUAGAAUCCGAAUCAACGGGURUCACAAAAAUAUCAGACGAGAAAUCAGAAGAAACGGUCGACACAAAGGAGAGCGUGGAGACUCCUGCUCUCGUAGAAGAAUCAGAAUCAUGUAAACCUUCAGAGAAGGGUGACAACGUCGAAGAAACGAUUCCCGAUCAGCUGUGUGAGAAAAAGACAGAAAAUCCAGAAGACGCGAAGAAAAUCGCCAAAUGCGACGGUAACACGACUCGCAACAUGACCGCGAGAAGUGACGCCGAGACCGGACGGAUCACAGAAGAGACGCCGGACGUUAAAUCUGAUCCGACAAAACCACACGAGGAAACAAAAACAGAGGUUGAGUCUGUCGUUAGCAAAGCGACAGACGACGGCAGCGAACAGAGAGAGAAACCAUCAAAGACUGGUGAAGAAAGGGAUGGAACGUCUCAAAAACAAGACGAGGAGGAGAAAGAGCCUGAGAAAGACUCGGAGAUCACCAGGACAGAGAGUCCGUCUUCAGAAAGUAUGAAGGAUACUGUUAAGGACAAUAAACUUUCAAACAAAGAAAAAGAUGGUUUUUCAACAGAUGAGGUCUUAAAAUGUGACGCGAAGGAGGAGGAAAAAGCUCAAAAUAAAACUUCAACAGACAAGGAAUCUGAGCCCCGAAAGACGAGCAAAGACCCUGAUACUGAACCUGUAGAGGUAACCAACAAGCAGCCAAGCAGAGAAGAAUCCACCGACGCCUCCACAGACAAGGACAGCAAAACCAAAACAAGAAAGGCUGAGAACGGCGGCAAGGGUCGGAGAAGAAACAGGCCUCUGGCGCAUCGAAGGAAAGCCCAGCUUCAGAGGGAGGAGCGUCAGGGAGACUCGGAGUCGGACACGAACACCGGGAUGUGUCUGCGAAGAUCUCCCAGGAUCUCUAAACCCACCCAGAAGGUGGUGGAGAUUCAGGACAGAAAGGUGGAGAAGACGCCUCAGAAACAGGAAAACGACAAAGACGAGAAGGUGAAAGAGGAAGGGGAGGAGGAAGAGGAAGAGGAGGAGGAAGAGACUGACUUCAAGACUGUUCAAAGGAAACCCAAAGAGAAAAAAGCUGAUCCGGAGAGUCAGCCCAAACCCAAGGGAAGAAAGAGGCGGAGGACUUGCUGGUCCAACACGCGAACGCGCCGGAAAAGGAAGAACUCCGAAGACGAGGACGAGAACAGCGACGAGUCGUCCACCGAGGAGGAGGAGAGCGAGGAAGAGGACGACAGCGACGAGGACUACAAGGUCGAGCGAAGCAGAAAGAGACGAAACCGGAGGAGAGAAAGACGAAGCUCGGACUCAUCCACGUCCUCGGAUGAUGAUCUACCUCCAAACGACGACCCCUGCAAACACUGUGGUCUUCCAAAUCACCCGGAGCUGAUCUUACUGUGCGACUCGUGUGACAGCGGUUACCACACAGCUUGUCUCAGACCUCCUCUCAUGAUCAUUCCCGACGGAGAAUGGUUCUGCCCGCCCUGUCAGCAUAAACAACUCUGCGACAAACUGGAGGAGCAGCUCCAAAACCUCGACGCUGCCUUGAAAAAGAAAGAACGGGCUGAGAGACGGAAAGAACGUCUGAUUUAUGUAGGAAUCAGCGUGGAGAACAUCAUCACGCCGUCAGUGGAGGUGGAGGAAGAGGAGGAAAAGCCUGAGAUCAUCAUCAAAGAGAAGAAAGAAGCAAAGCGCAGUAAGAGCUGGGGUCGAAGGUCGACGAGGGCGAAGAAGACCAUCAGCUACAGAUUUGAUGAAUUCGACGAGGCAAUCGAGGAGGCCAUCGAGGAGGACAUCAAAGAAGCAGAAGGAGGAGGAGCUGGCCGAGGUAAAGACAUGGCCAACAUCACAGGUCACAGAGGUAAGGACAUAUCCACCAUCCUCCAAUCAGAGGAGGGGAAAGAGAACGGCCGGCCGCCCCGACCCAGCGCCGGGCAGCGCAGGAAGAAGCGGCGGCGGCUCAACGACCUGGACAGCGACAGCACCGUGGACGAGGAGGAGAGCGAGGAGGAGUUUCGCCUCAGCGAAAGCUCGGAGGAGGAGUUCGUCGCGUCGGACAACGAGUCGGAACAAGAAACGGAGCAGAACUCCAACGACAGCGACUUUGGCAGCAACAACAGCGGCAGGCAUCGCUCUUCCUGGAGGAACAGGAGGCCGCAGAAACGUAGGCAGAGCUCCAGGAAGAGGCGGAGACCCAGGUGGUACUCUGAUGAGGAGGAGGAGACGGAUGACGACGUGGAAGAGGAUGACAUAGUGACUGAAGGCUCGAGCGAUUACAGCGACAGUGAUCUGGACAUGAGUCGGCGGCGGUCUCGGCGGAGCCACAAGAAGGAGGUGAACUACUGCGAGACGUCAGAGUCUGAAGGCUCUCAGGCAGAAACCAACCGGGCCAAAAUCAAACCCAGACGGCGUCAGGAGAGCUCCGACAGUGACGCGAGUUUCUCUCGAGACUCUGAAGAGGACUCCAGGGACCGGAGGGAAAAGAGGAGAGCCGACUCCUCGGAUGAAGAAUCCCGUCACCGGCGCAGACGACUAGCACUAAAACGCAGGCGAGCCUCCGAACAGGACGACUCGGACUCGGACUCAGACUCAUCCUCGGAGGAGGAUCGGCCCAUCCGCAAGCGGGUGAACCGCAUCGACUCUGACGACUCUGAAGAGGAGGAGGAAGAGAAACCGAAGGAGAAGAAACCAGCGGAGGAGGAGGAGUCUAAGGGAACGAACCCGAUGGACCGUGGUCAGGUUGAGUCACAGCCCACAAACGGACAGAGCGCAAAGAGCCUAGAGGGCUUCGCCAGCGACCCCGCUCCCGCCGCGCCAGGCCAAACCCCGACCCAGGAGUCCCCCAAAACCAUCAGUUCUACACCAGCUCCUGCCGUAGCACCAAACGGUCUGGUUGGCCAGGAAAUAUCGGUACAGGAAGACGACGAAGAUGACCUGUUAGGAGUCACAGACCUCGUGGACUACGUCUGCAAUAACGAACAAUUGUAAAAACAAAGUAACUGUGUACUGUUUCCUUUUUGUGGUAUUGUAUUUUUAUAUUGCUUAACUUUAUUAUUCCCUCCCUCCGCCAACACUUCUUGUUUUUUUGUUUUGGAGCUUGAUUCUGGAURGAUCCCAGCCUCCAGCUGGACGCUGUUCCUGUGGGACUCAACAUAUCAUUUCCUGUCUGACCGGCAACAAUCCCCUCACACAGUCCAGCUCCACUGCCAAACCUUCAUUUAAAUGUGUCGCCACUUCACUUCUCAUCCAUGUGUUUUAUUUUUGUUCUUUUAAUCUGAGAUCGUUUGCUUAAGCACUAACAUACUCGUGGAAAUUCAACACUGAAAUCUUUAAUAUUUCUGAGCUGGUUUUGAAUCUGGUUGAAUCUUCAAACAUCAUUCCACAAUUCUAAGUUCAAAGAAUCUGUUGAAGGAAAGAAAACUUGGAGCUUCAGCUGGUUUGGUUAUUGUCCACACCCAGCGACUCUCGAUUAGCAGCUUCUUUUACAACAUUUAAGACGUCCUAGAAGGAAUAACUUUUGCACUGUGAUCUUUUUUUUAACUGUUGAGUGUCGCUAUCUUCAAUUAAUGAAUUCAUCCCACAAAGAGAGAGUUUGGAAGAAAAAUAAAUCUUUGGGCAACUUGGUAAAUAAUUAAUUUUUAUAAAGUUUAGAAGGAUAAUUCAAAACAUCUGUGUUACCUAAUGAGGUCCAAAUUAAAAAGGUUUAACCAGACAGAUUUUAUUUUUUAUUUAAUUUGUAGGAUGUUUUUAACACAUCUUUAGUUCUAUAUCCCAUAUUUGAUAAGCUAACCUUUUAACAAACCCCAGCUGGGAACCUGCUGGUGUUGUAGAUGAAAACGUUACCCUGACUUUUCCACCAUCCAUGUUCCAUCAGUAUAUUUAACCUUUAUUGUUUGAAUAUUAAGUGACCAACCUGUAUUUUUUACACCCAGAACUUUUAUAUUGAAUACUCAUUCAAGGAUUUUUUUAUAUAUAUAUAUGGUAUAUUCAUGUCUAAUUAUCUGAACAGCACCACCGAUGAACUCUGUUGUUUUAAAGGAAACAAAAUCAAAAAGAAAACUUUCAUCGUCCCUGAAGUCUCAGAUUUAGUCUAGUGUUGUCCCAAACAUUUAUUUUUGUUUUUGUAAUGUAUUUUUUGUACAUCUAAACCUUUUGUUUGCUUCUUUGAGCAAGACUUUACAGUGUCUUAUUUUCUUUGUACAUUGUUUUCAUCCUGUUAGUUUUAAAAUCCUGCAGACUUUGAUCAACGAAACGCUCAGUUCUAAAAAAAAUGCCUUUUUAAAUACACCUCCCAAUGUUUCUGCUCAUCUUUAUUCAUGUCUUUUUAAUUUUUCAGCAUCAAGAUCAUGAAAAUUUAAGUGUAUUAAGACGUUUAGGAGAUUCAUGUUGCAGUUAUGAGGAGGUGAACGGACAUUAAAAGCAAAACCAAUGACCUCUGUUGGAACCAGUCUGUGUGUAUAUCUGUAGUUUUUGCUGUAAUAUAUUUAGAGGCAUUUUGUAAUCAUGGGAGGGAAAUAUAUUGGGCAUUUCUCUGGGAUUGCAUGGGUUUAUUAGUUUUUCUUCUGUAGGGACAUGUUGGCAUAACUUUUUUUUUUUUUUUACAAAAUCUGAAAAAGAACUUGACAUGUUUUUAAACGGUGACAUCAGAGGAGGUUGUGAUGUAGACGUCACAGGAUAUCUCAUCAUUUGCAGUGAAACUGCAUCGAUUAAAGCAUGACCAAGAAAAGGCAUGUCACAGGAGCUGUGGUUUGAGAGGGGACUAGAAGCCCGUUUGUAAAAUAUUUUGUAAAUUACUCUCAGCAUGGUCUACAGAAAGGAUAAAGCACUCUGUUUACCCUAGUUUUGAUAUGAGCCACGGCCAAAACAGGACACACCUGCUGCUUGCAGUUCACACAAACUCCACAAUAUUUAGCUUUUAGGUGGACAGAAUAUUGUAAAGCCCAUUUUAAAGAGUGAAAUGGAGCUGUGUGUCCUGGUGGGUUGAGUCAGAGUAAAGACGCCCUGUUCAUGAUCUCCGCAGAGAUCAGGAUGUAUUUCUUGGUUAUGAAAUAACCAGCAGAGAAAGAGAAAUGGAGGAAAGUUGAGGUUCUGGUUGUGUUUGGUGCCAAUGACUGAAGUGUUAAAAGUUUCCUUUUUACCUCAUGAUGAACUUGGAAGGAAAGAAACCCUGUCCACUGUGUAUAGAUCCUAGUAGACUGUGUUUUGUCUUCUUCAUACCUUUUAUUUACUGUUAUUUCUUAUGGAUUGGAUCUUGUACAUUUGUUAUAAUAAACUGGGGUUUAAGCCUU
Molecule: messenger RNA, 7128 nt
Organism: Austrofundulus limnaeus
Lineage: Eukaryota; Metazoa; Chordata; Actinopteri; Cyprinodontiformes; Rivulidae
Gene: rsf1b.1
Product: remodeling and spacing factor 1b, tandem duplicate 1
Exons: 16
Coding region: 23-4828 (1601 amino acids)
Biological process (GO): negative regulation of DNA-templated transcription
Cellular component (GO): RSF complex
Molecular function (GO): histone binding
Source: RefSeq, a predicted model, not a curated record